Molecule: messenger RNA, 1794 nt
Organism: Insectozyma verbasci
Lineage: Eukaryota; Fungi; Ascomycota; Pichiomycetes; Serinales; Debaryomycetaceae
Source: the annotation of a GenBank genome assembly
AUGGCAUUACAUCAAUUUGAUUAUAUCUUUGCUAUUGCAAUGAUAUUUGCAUUUUUAGAUGCAUGGAAUAUUGGAGCUAAUGAUGUUGCAAAUUCAUUUUCAUCAUCAGUUUCUUCUAGAUCAUUAAAAUACUGGCAAGCUAUGAUAUUAGCUGCUAUUUGUGAAUUUUUAGGUGCUGUUUUGGUUGGUUCAAGAGUUUCCGAUACUAUUAGAAAUAAAAUUGUCGAUAUUGAUGUUUUUGCAGAUUCACCAGCUGUUUUAAUGUUGACUAUGGCUACAGCUUUAGUUGGCUCUUCAACUUGGUUAACUCUUGCUACUUCAAUUGGUAUGCCAGUUUCUACUACUCAUUCAAUUGUUGGUGCUGUUAUUGGUGCUGCCAUUGCUGCUAAAGGUGGUCAAAAUAUUCAUUGGGGUUGGAAUGGUGUUUCUCAAAUUAUUGCUUCAUGGUUUAUUGCUCCAUGUAUUGCUGGUGCUUUUGCAUCAAUUAUCUUUUUAAUUUCAAAAUUUGCUGUUUUAGAAAUUAAAAAUUCAAGAACUUCAUUAAGAAAUGCUAUGUUAUUAGUUCCAAUUUUAGUUUUUGCUGCAUUUUCAAUUUUAACUAUGUUGAUUGUUUGGAAAGGUUCUCCAAAAUUAGGUUUAGGAGAUUUACCAACUGGUACAAUUGUUGGUGCUAUUUUUGGUACUGGUGGUGUUGCAACUGCUGUUUAUUUCUUAUUUGCAUACCCAUACUACAGAAGAAAAUUGAUGUACGAAGAUUGGACUUUAAGAUGGUACGAUAUCUUCCAAGGCCCAUUAUUAUGGUUUAAAUCAUUAGAUUCAAUUCCACCAAUGCCACAAGGUCAUAAUUUAACUCAAGAUUAUUAUAAAGGUAGAAGAUAUGAUGAUGCUGGUAAUGUUAUUGGUGAACCAUUAGAUAAACAUCAAUCUGCAACUUCUGAUGAUCAAGAAUCUAUUGAAAAAGUUGGUCAAGAUUCAGUUGACUCACAAGUUGAUCAUGAAAAAGCUCAAAGUGUUAAUGUUCAAGAUCAAUCAAUUGUUGUUGCUGAAGGUGAAGAAAGUAUUUGUAAACGUAAAAAAUGGCCAAAUGAUAAAAAAGUUUAUUGGAAAUUACUUAAGGAAUCUCCAGUUAAUUUACCUUUUGUAAUACUUUUAGUUCUUACUCAUGGUAUUAGACAAGAUAUUAUUACAAAUCAAGGUAAAAAAUCUGUAUUGGCUGGUAAUUUACAUGAAAUGCAUACUAAAUCCAAAUAUUAUGAUAACAAAAUUGAAUACAUGUACUCAUUAUUACAAGCUAUUACUGCAUGUACCAUGUCAUUUGCUCAUGGUGCCAAUGAUAUUGCAAAUGCUACUGGUCCAUUAGCUACUGUUUAUUUAGUUUGGACUACAAAUACAACUGCUUCUAAAGCUGAAGUUCCAGUUUGGGUUUUGGUUUAUGCUGCUGCUGCUUUAGUUAUUGGUUUAUGGACUUAUGGUUACAGAAUUAUGAGUAAUUUAGGUAAUAAAUUGAUUUUACAAUCACCAGCUAGAGGUUUUUCAAUUGAAUUAGGAGCUGCUAUUACUACUGUUAUGGCUACUCAAUUAGCUAUUCCAGUUUCAACUACUCAAUCAGCUGUUGGUGCUACUGUUUUUGUUGGUUUAUGUAAUAGAGAAUUAAAAACUGUUAACUGGAGAAUGGUUGCUUGGUGUUAUUUAGGUUGGAUCUUUACUUUACCAUGUGCUGGUUUAAUUGCAGGUUUAUUAAAUGGUAUAAUCUUGUAUGCACCAAGUAAAGGUAUUGAAUAUACCAUGGGUUAG